Tilletiopsis washingtonensis is the source of this 1401-nucleotide messenger RNA. RefSeq lists its product as hypothetical. The record is from RefSeq and is a predicted model, not a curated record. Gene Ontology annotation, molecular function: iron ion binding; C-4 methylsterol oxidase activity. Gene Ontology annotation, biological process: ergosterol biosynthetic process. The transcript has 2 exons. Bases 369 to 1232 code for a protein of 287 amino acids. Lineage: Eukaryota; Fungi; Basidiomycota; Exobasidiomycetes; Entylomatales.
UGGGCCGCCGACCUCUACCAGGGCACCGACGUGACGCAGCUCAACUGGGCCGAGCGCGCCUGGAUGGACUGGUACCUGUACUGGGGCAACCCCGUGCUCGCCACCGGCGUCAUGAGCUUCGUGCUGCACGAGGUGAGUUGCGCGACGACAAGGGGCUCUGGUGCUGUGCUUUGCGUUGUCGUGUGGCCCGCUGUGCUGCGUGGCUGCCUGACGCCACGCAACGGGCUGUGGCGCCUACAACGCUGCUUCGAGCGCCGCUGUGAGCGCCGUGUCUGGCGACAUGCAGCGCCGGCAGUGCUCUGCAAGCUCGCGAGCCUCGCCGCUGCUUCGUGUCCGCAUGCCGCUGGUACUACGCUGCAGCGGCCGUAAUGUCGCGCCACUCGCAGCACACUCGCACCCGCCCCCUCGCGCCUAUGCUCACGCCCCACACACAGCUCGUCUACUUCGGCCGCGCCAUCCCGUGGGUCAUCAUCGACUCGAUGCCAUCGAUGCGCAAGUACAAGAUCCAGGACGACCGCGUGGCGACGCCGAAGCAGCAGUGGGACUGCACCAAGUCCGUGCUGCUGAGCCACUUCACCGUCGAGCUGCCGCAGAUCUGGUCCUUCCACCCGAUCUGCGAGUACUUUGGCCUGGCGACGCACUCGGUGCCGUUCCCGUCGAUCCUCACGAUGGCGUGGCAGAUCGGCCUCUUCUUCGUGUUCGAGGACACGUUCCACUACUGGGCGCACCGCGCGCUGCACUGGGGCCCGCUGUACAAGCACAUCCACAAGAAGCACCACGAGUUCAGCGCGCCGUUCGGCCUGGCCGCCGAGUACGCGCACCCGCUCGAGGUCUUCAUUCUCGGCUCGGGCACCAUCGGCGGGCCGUUCCUGCUGUGCGCGCUCACGAAGAACCUGCACAUCCUCACCGUGUAUGUGUGGAUCGUCAUGCGUCUCUUCCAGGCCAUCGAUGCGCACUCGGGCUACGACUUUCCCAUUUCGAUGCACAACUGGAUGCCCUUCUGGGCCGGCGCCGACCACCACGACCACCACCACAUGGCCUUCGUCGGCUGCUACUCGACGAGCUUCCGCUGGUGGGACCACCUGAUGGGCACGGACCUCAGCUACAAGCGCUACCGCGCGCGCCAGGCCGAGCAGAAGAAGGAGGCGGCCGCCAAGGGCCUCUCGUGGCCGACGAAGCCGCCGACGAAGAACGCCAAGGGUGCGCUACUCGAGAGCAAGAAGGCGCAGUAGGCGCUGCUGCAGUAGUGACAUGCUCUGCGGCCUCCGGCUUGAGACACAGCACCUAAUAGUACCCCCUUGCCCGCUGCCGUCUGGCCGCUGCUGCUGCGGCCACAGCUGCUCUGUACAUAGUGACGCGAUCGAUGCUAGAUGAUCUAUGGAUAUUGUGCCGCCUCUCCUC